CAAACGAUUAUAUUUACGACAACUCUAAGUCUCGCAAUAGCUAGAACUGAAAAGUUCCUCCUGUGGUAUGAAUAGGCAAAUUUGAAGUAACCUAUAGGUAUAUAGAAAGAAGUUAAACGAACGAGGACGGUCUGUUCCCCUUGAAAGUGUUAUGAAGAUUUUAAUACUUUCAGUAUUAUUUUCCCUGGGUCUGGUUUCAUUUGCAAAAGCGUCGACCGAAACAGAACCAUGGCUCGACAUCAGAUUGCCGAAGAAUCUCAUUCCGAUAGAAUACGAAAUUGAACUUCGACCAGAGUUUGAGAAGAAUGAAGAAGGAAUGUAUAUAUUCACUGGAUCAUCUUCUGUCACUUACAUCUGCAACAUUCCAACUAAAUACAUCAUUUUACACAGCAUAAAACUGAACUACACAGCAAAGCAAAUUGAUGUCAGAAUAGAAAAUGGUGCAGAAUUUCCUUUCGAGCGCGCAUUUCUUUACAAACCUUACCAAUAUCUUGUUGUUGAAACUCAAAGUGUUUGCUCUAAAGGUGUAAACUAUGUUCUCACAGUAUCCGAUUUUGUUUCUGAAUUUGAGAAUGACAUGAACGGGCUUUUCAGAGUAGAAAUUAUUGAUGGAUCUGGAGAAAAAAAAGUCAUGGCUGCUACACAGAUGGAGGCAACUGGAGCGCGAGAAACAUUUCCAUGCUUUGACGAACCCGCACUGAAAGCUAAAUUUUCAGUCACUUUGUGGUAUAAGGCCAGCACGGGAUAUUUUGCAGUCUCUAAUAUGAAGCCAAUAUCUUUUCAGACAAAAUCAGUCGAUGGUGAAUUGUGGAAUUCUACAACGUUUGACAAAACAGUGAAAAUGUCUACCUACCUCUUGGCUUUUGUUAUAAGUGAUUUUGGUUACGAAGAGACUUUUACGAAAUCUGGAGUACAGACAAGAAUUUAUGCUCGCAAAGAAGCAAUCGCAAAUAACGAAGCACAAUAUGCAUCAAAAAUUGUACCGAAGAUACUUCAGUAUUUUGAACACUAUUUCAACAUUGAAUACCCGCUCCAAAAAGCAGAUCAAUUAGCUUUUCCUGAUUUCGGUGCCGGAGCGAUGGAAAACUGGGGAUUGGUUAUAUACUCAGAAAGCAAUAUUUUGUACAAAAAAUCAACUUCUUCCAUCACAGAUAAAAUUGACCUGACUUAUGUAAUGUCCCACGAGCUUGCACAUAUGUGGUUUGGGAACCUUGUGAGCCCAAUGUGGUGGGAUGACAUUUGGUUGAAUGAAGGAUUUGCAACUUACGUCGGGUUUCUAGGUGAAGCAAAAGUUCAGCCGGAAUGGAAAACUUUUCAAAGAUUUGUGAUCGGGAGUCUUCGUGAUGCAUUAAUAGCUGAUGCGUUCACAACGUCUCAUCCUCUGGUUCAACCUGUCAACACCCCUGAUGAAAUCUGGAGCCAAUUUGAUGUCAUAAGCUAUAAAAAAGGAUCGAGCGUGAUAAGAAUGACUAACAACUUCUUAGGAGAAGAAAAUUUUAUUGCUGGAUUAAGGCAAUAUCUACGCAAUUUAGCGUUCGGUUCUGCCACUCACAAUGACCUAUUUCAACAUUGGGAAGAUCAAGCGCAAGUCGCCGAUCUUGGGUUACCUACCAGUGUUAAUGAAAUAAUGAAAACUUGGACGUUGCAAAUGGGAUAUCCCCUUAUAAGCAUUGAAAAAAUUCCGGGUACGAAUAGUUACAAUAUUUCACAAGAAUAUUUUUUGAUGGAUGAAGAUGCUGUGCCAGUAGAAACACCUAGUAGUGAAACAUACGGCUAUAAAUGGUACGUGCCACUGACUUACAAAACAAGUACCCAAAUAGACUCAAACAAUAUCUCAAUGAAAUGGAUGGAACCUGGGGUCGCAACUACAGUUAAUGUUGGUGAAAAUGAAUAUCUUCUUGCAAACAUUGAUGCAAUCGGAUACUACAGAGUAAAGUAUGAUGCCUAUACUUGGCAAAAAAUAAUAGAGACACUCAAGUCGAAUCAAUAUAAGGAAUUUUCUGUUGAAAACAGAGCCCAACUGAUAGAUGACGCAUUCACACUAGCAAGGUCAGGAAGACUCGAUAUAACUCUUGCUCUGGAUAUAAGUACAUAUUUAGCAAAUGAAGACGAAUAUGUACCAUGGGGAUCUUUCACACAAACAAUGGAAUAUUUUGAUUAUAUGUUUGGAAGAUCGGAAAUUUAUGGAAAAUUUCAGAAAUUUUUUCGAAGCCUUGUUACUCGCGGAUUUUAUAAUGAAGAAACUUGGAUAGAUAACAAUUUGAAGGACUCUGCCUUAAUCAAAAGAUUGGCUAAAAGAGAAGCUGUCAAAAUUGCAUGCGGAUUCGAAGACUCAUCAUGCAUUGAAAAAUCUAGAUUACUUUACCGUCGUUGGAUGCGGAACCCAGAAAGAGAAAGGAUUAUCAGAAGUACAUUCCGAAAAUACGUGUACUGCGCUGCAAUUCGUCAUGGCGGACUAGAAGAAUGGGAUUUUGCUUGGAGUAAACACCAGCAUAGCACAAAUACUCAGUUGAAAGCAGAUUUAAGGUAUGGAUUAUCCUGCAGCAAAGAGCCUUGGAUACUUUCAAGACUUAUAAAAUACUGCAGUAAUGAAACAUUGGUCGGAAUAAAGACUGGAUACCUAUGUUUAUUGAGUAUUUCAGAUAACGAAUAUGGACGUGACUUGUUUUGGAGAUUUCUCUCAGAAAACUGGAACGAACUUGUAAAUAAAUACAUGAGCGGAAAUCCGGACUUUGAUUCAGUUUUUGUCGUACCCACUCAACGCUUUUCGACACCAUACGACUUGAAACAGAUCACCGAAUUUCGAUCACGUUAUCGGGAUAGUUUGAGAUCGGCGUGGCGUUCACUCGAUGGAGCAAUGGAAUCGAUAAAAAACAACAUCAAAUGGAGAAAAGAAAAUGAAAACAAAAUAGGAGAAUGGCUCGAUAACUACCUGGCAAAUUUAGAAGAGUAGUCUUCUCAAAAGUGUUAUAAGAUAUUCAAAAAGACACUAUCUUGAUGAAUUGGUUGGAUUUUUUAUUUGAGUUCUAUUGAAUCAUUGAAAAUAUACAACCAGCGUGGAGUAAUCAUAAAAUAAUGGAUAGUAAUGGAUUGAAAUAAAUAUGAUGAGUAUAAUUUCUGCUGCCCAUAUUCAAUAAACGUCUGAAACAUGUCAA
Styela clava is the source of this 3155-nucleotide messenger RNA. RefSeq names its product aminopeptidase N-like. Gene Ontology annotation, cellular component: membrane; cytoplasm. Gene Ontology annotation, biological process: peptide catabolic process; proteolysis. NCBI's taxonomy places the organism in Eukaryota, Metazoa, Chordata, Ascidiacea, Stolidobranchia, Styelidae. Gene Ontology annotation, molecular function: peptide binding; metalloaminopeptidase activity; zinc ion binding. The record is from RefSeq and is a predicted model, not a curated record.